This is a messenger RNA of Lasiodiplodia theobromae, 1105 nucleotides long. RefSeq names its product Arf GTPase activating protein. NCBI's taxonomy places the organism in Eukaryota, Fungi, Ascomycota, Dothideomycetes, Botryosphaeriales, Botryosphaeriaceae. Gene Ontology annotation, biological process: COPI coating of Golgi vesicle. The record is from RefSeq and is a predicted model, not a curated record. The annotation marks the transcript as partial. Gene Ontology annotation, molecular function: GTPase activator activity. The transcript is spliced from 4 exons.
AUGGCGGCCACCAAGCAGGAGUCGCAGAAGAUUUUCGAGAAGCUCAAGACCAAGCCCGCCAACAAGAUAUGCUUCGACUGCGGCGCCAAAAACCCCACCUGGUCCUCCGUGCCCUUUGGCAUCUACCUGUGCCUCGAUUGUUCCGCCAACCACCGUAAUAUGGGCGUGCACAUCUCCUUUGUGCGCUCCACCAACCUCGACAUCUGGCAAUGGGAACAGCUCCGCAUCAUGAAGGUCGGCGGCAACGAGUCGGCCACCAAGUACUUCCAGACCCACGGCGGUACUGCUGCUCUCAACUCGAAGGACCCCAAAGCCAAGUACAGCUCCAACGCUGCCACAAAGUACAAGGAGGAGUUGACCAGGAGGGUUGCUCUGGACAAGAAGCAAUUCCCCGAUGAGGUAAUCAUCACCGACGUGCCCGACGCCGAGACGUCUGGUUCCAACACCCCCGCUGGCGACGAGGACGACUUCUUCUCGUCCUGGGACAAGCCCACCAUCAAGCGCCCCAGCAACCCUCCCUCGCGCACCGGCACCCCCGCCUCCGGUAGCCGCACCGCCUCGCCAUUCCUGAACGCUUCCUCCAAUGGCAACGGCACCGCCCGCUCCAAGUCGCCGCUCUCCGCUGGCUCUGAAGCCACCCCAGCCGCUCCCCGUGCUGUUCCCGCAUCUGCCGUCCGCAGCAAGACCGCCGCCACAUCGAAGCCCAAGGCCAACAUUCUCGGCGCAAAGAAGAAGGGUCUGGGAGCGAAGAAGGUCGUGGCCACCGGCGGAGACGCUCUUGACUUCGACGAGAUGGAGCGCAAGGCGAAGGAAGAGGCCGAGCGCAUCGAGAAGCUGGGUUACGAUGCCGAGGCCGAGCGUGUGGCCGCCGAGGAGGCUGCGAAGGCCAAGGAGGCUGAGAGCCGCACAAACAUCGUCAGCCCGACUCCCGUGAGCCCACGCGGCGGGUUUGGCUCGACCAGCAAGGAUCGCAACAGCGGAGAUGUCGAGCGUCUGGGUAUGGGCGUUGCAAGGCUGGGCUUCGGUCAGGUUGGUUCCAGCAAACCCGCUGCGGCACCCAAGAAGAUGGGCGGUUUCGGCUCUACAAGUCGUCCUGCUCAAGAUG